AUGCUAAAGACUCGCAGCAAGGUUAUUGUCGAAGCUCAUCGCCAUGCGGGCGUCUUUGUCGGAAGAGGAAAAGAAGAUCUGCUCCUCACAAAGAACCUCACCCCUGGAGAGAGCGUCUACGGCGAGAAGCGCAUCUCAAUCUCUAAUACAGCGACCGGCGUCAACGGUGAAGACGCCCCGGCGACUACGACUGAGUACCGCGUCUGGAACCCAUUCCGAAGCAAGCUUGCAGCGGCGAUUUUGGGCGGCGUGGACGACAUAUAUAUCAAGCCUGGAAGCAAAGUGCUCUAUCUUGGUGCCGCCAGUGGGACGAGUGUCUCUCACGUGGCCGACAUUGUCGGCCCAGAAGGAACUGUAUACGCGGUCGAGUUCAGUCACCGAUCUGGUCGUGAUCUGAUCAACAUGGCAACACAUCGUACCAAUGUGAUACCUAUCGUCGAAGACGCGAGACACCCCCUGAAAUACAGAAUGCUUCUCCCGAUGGUCGAUGUCAUUUUCGCGGAUGUGGCUCAACCUGACCAAGCUCGUAUCGUGGGAUACAACGCAUCUCAGUUUCUCAAGGUCGGCGGCGGCGUACUGAUCUCUAUCAAGGCCAACUGUAUAGACUCCACCGCCGCCCCCGAGGCUGUGUUCGCCGCGGAGGUCCAGAAGCUGAGGGAAUUGGGAAUCAAGCCGAAAGAGCAGUUGACGCUCGAGCCGUUCGAACGUGAUCACGCUAUCGUUGCGGGUAUCUAUCAACGGUCAUCAUAG
Molecule: messenger RNA, 750 nt
Organism: Trematosphaeria pertusa
Lineage: Eukaryota; Fungi; Ascomycota; Dothideomycetes; Pleosporales; Trematosphaeriaceae
Product: Fibrillarin
Exons: 7
Coding region: 1-750 (249 amino acids)
Biological process (GO): box C/D sno(s)RNA 3'-end processing; rRNA methylation
Cellular component (GO): small-subunit processome; nucleolus; box C/D methylation guide snoRNP complex
Molecular function (GO): rRNA methyltransferase activity; histone H2AQ104 methyltransferase activity; RNA binding
Source: RefSeq, a predicted model, not a curated record